Messenger RNA from Cydia pomonella (codling moth), 1440 nucleotides. RefSeq lists its product as uncharacterized. Gene Ontology annotation, molecular function: nucleic acid binding. The coding region runs from base 1 to 1440 and encodes 479 amino acids. The transcript is spliced from 2 exons. NCBI's taxonomy places the organism in Eukaryota, Metazoa, Arthropoda, Insecta, Lepidoptera, Tortricidae. Gene Ontology annotation, biological process: DNA integration. The record is from RefSeq and is a predicted model, not a curated record.
AUGCGAUUCAUAAAUGUGGUGGCUGAAGAUUUGUUGAUACACACACUGUAUAAGCCUGGGAAGAGCAAUAUUGCAGAUGUACCUUCAAGACUGAUUAACACCAACAGCAAGUUUCCACUACCAAGUACAGAAGAUGAAGAAGAUAAGCUGGUACUGGUAUUAGCUGAAACUUCCAUAAAAGCUGUCACUAUAGAAAAGGUAAGAGAGGCCACUUUACAAGAUGAAGAGUUGACACGGCUAAAAGAUGCCAUAGAAAGAGAUGUUUGGACCAAAGAGCUGAGAUCAUAUGAACUAAUAAAGCAAGAGCUAUGUACAAUAGAUGACGUUAUUCUCAGAGGUACUAGACAAGUUAUACCCAAACAAUUGAUACCGUCAAUACUGGAAAUAGGGCAUGAAGGACAUCUUGCUACUAAUUCUAUGAAAGCUAAACUGCGGUGCAAGGUAUGGUGGAAAGGCAUGGACAGUGAUAUAGAAUACUGGUGUGACACAUGUGAAGGCUGCCGCUUGGUAGGACGAGGGGCUGGCCCAGAACCUAUAAUGCCCACAGAAUUACCUACUAAAGUGUGGCAACUAGUUGGAAUUGACUAUCUUGGGCCACUGCCCUCGGGACAUUACCUUCUAUGCAUUGUGGAUUACUACAGUAGAUACUUGGAAGUGGAAAUAUUAAAACAACAAACAGCCGAAGUAACAAUACAGACUUUAGAAAAAAUUAUAUAUCGGGAAGGAAUAAUGGAUGAAAUAAUCUGUGAUAAUGGACCUGCUUUCAUAGACCAAAGGUUCAAGGAAUUUCUUGACAUCAACGGGAUUCGGCUAAGACAUACUACCCCGUUGUGGCCCCAAGCCAACGGAGAAAUUGAAAGACAGAAUAAAAAUAUCUUGAGAAGACUGAGAAUUGCACAGGGACUUAAACAAAACUGGAAAAGAGAGCUGCUCAUUUAUCUAUCUGCUUACCGAUCAGCUCCACACAGUACCACUGGACUUCCUCCUGGAAAUGUAUUUCGAGGAAGGAGCAUAAGAACUAAAUUACCAGAAAUAGAACAAAAUAAUAGCCUUGGAGAUGAAGCAAUGCGUGACAUGGACAGAUUAAAAAAAGAUCAAUUCAAACAGUAUGCUGACAAAAGAAGGCAUGCAAAAGAAUCUGAAAUUCAGCCUGGAGAUAAAGUCUUGGUCAAGCAAAGAAAGGAAAACAAAUUAAGUACCACAUUUUCUCCAAGUGAGCACACAGUUGUAUGGAAAAGUGGAAAUUCUGUAGCAGCUCAAUCACCGGAGGGGAAAAUAGUCAGAAGGAACUCUUCCCAAUUUAAACCUAUAAAGAAUAGAGACCUGAGCAGAUUUGGCAUAGACGAGACAUUGUCAGAGUCUACAGAAAGAAAAAUAGAUAAGAAGAAAGAGGAUCUACCGGAUGUGACUGAAACUAUACCAGAUUUAGUCUCAUCUUAG